GGCGGACGCGGAGCGGCCCGGGCGGGGGACGCGCGCCGGGGAGACGGGCCCCGCAGCGGCCGCAGGAUGGCUGAGGCCAUCGGCUGUACUCUGAACUGCAGUUGCCAAAGUUUCAAGCCUGGGAAGAUAAACCACCGGCAGUGCGAGCAGUGCAGGCACGGAUGGGUGGCUCACGCCCUCAGUAAGCUGAGGAUCCCCCCUGUGUAUCCAACAAGCCAAGUGGAAAUUGUCCAGUCCAGUGUGGUGUUCGAUAUCAGCAGCCUCAUGCUCUACGGGACCCAGGCCAUUCCCGUUCGCCUGAAAAUCCUGCUGGACCGGCUCUUCAGUGUGCUGAAGCAGGACGAGGUCCUACAGAUCCUCCACGCCUUGGACUGGACCCUUCAGGAUUACAUCCGUGGCUAUGUGCUACAGGAUGCCUCAGGGAAGGUGUUGGAUCACUGGAGCAUCAUGACCAGUGAGGAGGAAGUGGCUACCUUGCAGCAGUUCCUUCGUUUUGGAGAGACCAAGUCCAUAGUUGAGCUCAUGGCAAUCCAAGAGAAAGAAGAGCAGUCCAUCAUCAUCCCACCCUCCACGGCAAACGUGGACAUCAGGGCCUUCAUCGAGAGCUGCAGCCAUCGGAGUGCUAACCUCCCCACUCCAGUGGACAAAGGAAACCCCAGCAACAUGCACCCCUUUGAGAACCUUAUAAGCAACAUGACUUUCAUGUUGCCUUUCCAGUUCUUCAACCCUCUGCCUCCUGCUCUGAUAGGGUCACUGCCUGAGCAAUAUAUGCUAGAGCAGGGUCAGGACCAGAGCCAGGACCCCAAACAGGAGCUCCACGGGCCCUUCUCCGACAGUAGCUUCUUAACUUCCACACCAUUUCAGGUUGAAAAAGAACAGUGUCUGAACUGUCCAGAGGCUGUCACCCAAAAGGAAGACGGUGCGCACUUAAGUGACUCCAGCUCCUACAGCAUCGCCACCAAGCUGGAAAGGACACAGCUGUCCCCUGAGGCCAAAGGGAAGCCUGAGAGGACCAGCCUCGGAGCGAAGAAGGGCCGGGUGUUCUGCACCGCGUGCGAGAAGACGUUCUACGACAAGGGUACCCUCAAGAUCCACUACAACGCCGUCCACCUGAAGAUCAAGCACAAGUGCACCAUCGAAGGCUGCAACAUGGUGUUCAGCUCCCUGAGGAGCCGGAACCGGCACAGCGCCAACCCCAACCCUCGCCUGCACAUGCCGAUGAACAGAAACAACCGGGACAAAGACCUCAGGAACAGCCUGAACCUGCCAAGCUCGGGGACCUAUAAGCGCCCGGGCUUCACGGUGGUGUCUCCGGACUGUGGGCCCCUCCCAGCCUAUGCCGGCUCUGUGGAGGACUCCAAAGGCCAACCAGCUUUUUCCAGCAUUGGGCAAAACGGUGUCCUUUUCCCUAACCUAAAGACUAUCCAGCCAGUCCUUCCUUUCUACCGCAGUCCAGCUACUCCCGCUGAGCUGGCAAACACACCUGGCAUGCUGCCUUCUCUCCCUCUGUUGUCCUCUUCAAUCCCAGAACAGUUGGCUUCCACGGAAAUGCCAUUUGAUGCUCUUCCCAAGAAGAAAUCCCGGAAGUCCAGUAUGCCUAUCAAAAUAGAGAAAGAAGCUGUGGAGAUAGCUGAUGAGAAGAGACACAGACUCAGCUCAGAUGAUGACACUCCCCUGCAGGUAGUCAGUGAAGAUGAGCCGGAGGACAACAGCCCUCAGUCAGACAUGGUACCCGAGGAGCAGCAUACCAAGCUAAGCCCAGAGAAGCCUCCCCCACAGGGGGAAAGACCGUGCCAUCUUGAAUCUGUGAUUGAGUCUCACAGAGCUGUCAGCAGAACCCUUGAGCAGACUACACACACAGAGAGGGAGGCUGAGCAGAAGUUAGCAUUGACCUCAGCGAUGCCAAGAGAGGUGGAGGAUGGUGGCCAUGAGCGCCACUGCACACCUGGUCUGGGGCCCCAAAUCCCUUUUCCUGACUACAUGGAAUGGCAGCAGCGCCUACUGGCUGGGGGCCUCUUCAGUGCUUUGUCCAAUAGGGGGAUGGCUUUUCCUUUCCUGGAAGAGUCUAAGGAAUUAGAACAGCUGGGGGAGCAUGCUCUAGUGAGACAGAAGGAAGAGAACCACUUCCAGUGUGACAUCUGCAAGAAGACCUUUAAAAACGCCUGCAGCGUGAAGACACACCAUAAGAACGCACACGCCAAAGACACACACACGUGCACGGUGGAGGGGUGUGGUGCCGCCUUCCCAUCCCGGAGAAGCAGAGACAGACACAGCGCAAACCUCAGCCUCCACCAGAAAGUACUGAGUGAAGAAGCAUUGGAGAGUGGUGAGGACCACUUCCGUGCAGCUUACCUUCUGCAGGAUGUGGCCAAGGAGGCCUAUCCGGAUGUGGCUUUCACACCACAAGCGUCGCAGACAUCUGUCAUCUUCAAGGGAACGAGUGGCAUGGGCAGCCUGGUUUACCCAAUAUCUCAAGUUCACAGUGCCAGCCUGGAGAGCUACAACUCCGGUCCCCCUAGCGAGGGCACCAUCCUGGAUUUGAGCACUACCUCAAGUAUGAAGUCAGAGAGCAGCAGUCACUCCUCCUGGGACUCUGAUGGGGUGAGCGAGGAGGGUGCUGCCCUUCUGGAGGACAGUGAUGGGAACCUUGAAGGACAGAGCCUUGUCUCUGGGGAAGACGAGUACCCCAUCUGUGUCCUGAUGGAGAAGGCUGACCAGAGCCUUGCUGGUCUGCCCUCUGGCUUGCCCAUAACCUGUCAUCUCUGCCAAAAGACAUACAGUAACAAAGGGACCUUCAGGGCCCAUUACAAGACCGUGCACCUCCGCCAGCUCCACAAGUGCAAAGUGCCGGGCUGCAACACCAUGUUCUCCUCUGUCCGCAGCAGGAACAGGCACAGCCAGAACCCCAACCUUCACAAGAGCCUGGCCUCGUCUCCCAGCCACCUCCAGUAGGGACGAGCCGAAGGACCCUGACAGAUGUUUGCCGUAUUUCAGGAAUAAAACAAUCCAAAGAGUAAGGUGGUCGGACUGCUUAGUACCGUUUCCCAAAAGCCAGGCAAGGGGUGUGGCCGUGCGGUCCCUCAGCAAGGCAAGCACAAGGCCAGCCUGCGUGUCACUGACAUGGGGUAGCCCCCCCAUUAGUCUUCUUCUCAGCCCCAAGGUUUUCCGCUGACACAAGGAAAACACAGAAAGGCAGUGUCCCCCGGAUUUGUUUACAUGUUUCCUAGGAGACCUGGGGAAGCAGGGGUGAGGGACGAGGUCCCAUGAGGCCUGCGGGAUUAAGGGGAUCAGGGAAGACUGCUCCUGGAAUACAGCACAGCCCCCAUGGGCAUGACACAGGUCCCGAAGGUGGCGGUCACAGGACCCCAUCCCCCCCCCUUUUUUUUUUUUUUGGAUGAACCCAAAAACCCAGACUUGAGUUUAGGGAAAUGACGUUCAGAGACCAUCCCUCCAUGGUACUUGAUAACUGCUCCCUCACAGUCUCCUGUGUCAUUCCGGGGAGUUCUCCAAGGAAGCUGGUUGGCCCCUAAUGUGUUCCUGGUCAAUCCUUCUUGAUCUGUAACAUGCAUUUAAGAAGCGGGAGGGAAAACAUUUCAUGCACUUAAGAGUGGCGGUCUUCAGUUUAAUUUAAAGUUAUUUUGAUAAUAUUUAACUUGUGUUUAUAUUAUGGUGAUUAUUUGGUACGAGUGCAGGCAUGUCCACAUCACCCCGAAUCUCUGUUCAGAAUUGGAACAAGUGGCAGCUUACGCUUCAGAACCUCAGCCUGGGUUCAGGUGUCAGCGGCAGGGUCUGCUGACCCCUGUGGAGCGAGGGUAAGCACGAUCCCGCCCCGCUGCUCAGCAAGCCUGGCUCCGAGAGCUGCUGUGUGUCUUGGGUAUCACUGGGUCCCUCAGUCUUCACCCAUCGGCAGGCAAAUGGAUAAGGUUAGGAUGAACUUGCUGAUUUAUUUGGCAGAAAGCAAAGUAGGAGCCUUACUGCCACGCUCUGUGUUUUAAUAUUUAACUUAUUCCGAGGUCUAUCCCACACUGUUGUACAUUUGCCACGCUAGCAAGGAUGAGUAGUCAGCCCUGUAAAAUGAGACCGGCUCUUGGAAAUUCAGCAUUUGCAAUAGUCUACAGGGCUGUGCAGCUUUAAAAGAAGUGGAUUUUGUAUUCAGAGUUCAGGUUAACUGUUUGGCUCAUGUUGACUUAAUUUAAAAAAAUCCUUAAAGGAGAUUGAUGGUUAUAAGAGAUAUUAUUUCCCUGGCUUAAAGAUAGAAAAAGCCAAUGUGUUAGCAAUUAUUUCAACUUCAAAAAAAAAAAAUACUUAAAAGUUGUCUCUGCUUAAGGAGAGAUGUAUCUUUCAAGCUUUUUUGUUCCCGAGAUGUUUAACAUUCUAGUUUCCCCAAAAUGGAAAAAUUUGUAUGCAGAUGUUUUCUAUGAUUUAAU
Messenger RNA from Meriones unguiculatus (Mongolian gerbil), 4427 nucleotides. It is a transcript of the gene Bnc1, whose product is annotated as basonuclin zinc finger protein 1. NCBI's taxonomy places the organism in Eukaryota, Metazoa, Chordata, Mammalia, Rodentia, Muridae. Gene Ontology annotation, biological process: regulation of transcription by RNA polymerase I. Gene Ontology annotation, cellular component: nucleus. The transcript has 5 exons. The record is from RefSeq and is a predicted model, not a curated record. The coding region runs from base 67 to 2952 and encodes 961 amino acids.